This is a messenger RNA of Lepisosteus oculatus (spotted gar), 1033 nucleotides long. It is a transcript of the gene arpc3, whose product is annotated as actin related protein 2/3 complex, subunit 3. Gene Ontology annotation, molecular function: actin filament binding. Gene Ontology annotation, biological process: regulation of actin filament polymerization; Arp2/3 complex-mediated actin nucleation. Gene Ontology annotation, cellular component: cytoskeleton; Arp2/3 protein complex. Lineage: Eukaryota; Metazoa; Chordata; Actinopteri; Semionotiformes; Lepisosteidae. The record is from RefSeq and is a predicted model, not a curated record.
UUGUCACUUCCUGCUGGUGCAGAUUCUGGGUGGGACAGCGGAAGUGUUGUGCGCCGGGUCUGACAGCAUUUUAUCGGUGUUAACAGGAGAAAAUACAGGUUCAAAAUGCCGGCUUACCAUUCGAACCUGAUGGACCCCGACACCAAACUGAUUGGAAACAUGGCUCUGCUGCCCCUGAGAACCCAGUUUAAAGGGCCGGCUCCCAGGGAAACCAAAGAUUCUGACAUCAUUGACGAAGCCAUCUACUACUUCAAAGCCAAUGUCUUCUUCAAGAAUUAUGAAAUUAAGAAUGAAGCUGACAGGACUUUAAUCUACGUGACUUUGUACAUUUCGGAAUGUCUCAAGAAGCUUCAGAAGUGCAACUCCAGAGGCCAGGGAGAGAAGGAAAUGUACACGCUGGGAAUCACCAGCUUCCCCAUUCCAGGAGAACCGGGUUUCCCUCUGAACGCCAUGUACGCCAAGCCGGCUGACAAGCAGGAGGAAGAGACAAUGAGGGCGUACUUGCAGCAGAUCAGACAGGAGACGGGCUUGAGGCUGUGUGAAAAAGUCUUUGACCCUCAGACUGAUAAACCCAGCAAGUGGUGGACCUGCUUUGUGAAGAAGCAGUUCAUGAACAAGAGCCUUUCUGCUCCAGGGCAGUAAAACCCACUCUUGCUCUCUGCAGCUAGGCUACAACUGUGUGUGUGCAUAUUUGUCCUCCAAGAUCAUUUUUAUACCGUGUAUGGAUGUACUGAAAUAAAAGUGUAUAACUCGGGCUUUCUCUGUUAUAAUGUUGAGCUGGUGCUUAACAAGAACAGGAUACAGAUGAAAGUAAUAAUUCAAGUGUUUUAAACAGCUUGGUUAAGAAAUUGCCAUUUUUUGUGCGUGCUAAAAUUCCCAAAUGCUGUUUCAUACCUGUCACUCAUAUAACAUCUUAUCUCUACUGCUUCUGAAAAUCAGAUGCUAUGCCCUUCAACUUUUAAAGUUAUACGAUGACUGUAUCACAUGCUCUUUGUUCUUGAUUCAUUUCAAUAAAUAUUCUUUUGGAUGGUCA